UCCAAUGUUCACUUGCUCCAGUUUCUCCAAGUUUAGAAAACUGCUACAAACUCUCUCUCUCUUUCUCUCGUUUUGCUAUGUGGUAACAAUAAACAGACAACAGUUUUUGUUUGUCCGUACCGUUUUACUUACUCUCUCACACUGUCUUUGUCUCUUACCACUCUCGUCUCUUUUUUUCCCUUCUGUUGUGUUUAUAUCUUUCUUUUUUCUCUAAACCCAAAACAGUCAAAAUCAGGGAAGCCAAAAUUUUCUUUGCUUUCUUCUCCUUUCGUCCUUUCUUUAAAACCAAAGACAGUUAGGUUUGAGAGAGAGAGAGAGAGUGAAGAGUAAAACCCUUUUUGUCUGAGUAAGAGGAAACCAAAAGAAAAAUGGAGAUGGGUUCCAACUCGGGUCCGGGUUUAGGUCCGGGUCAGGCAGAGUCCGGUGGUUCCUCCACUGAGUCAUCCUCUUUCAGUGGAGGGCUCAUGUUUGGCCAGAAGAUCUACUUCGAGGACGGUGGAGGUGGAUCCGGGUCUUCUUCCUCUGGUGUUGGGUCAAACAGACGUGUCCGUGGAGGAGGGUCAGGUCAGUCUGGUCAGAUACCAAGGUGCCAAGUGGAAGGUUGUGGAACGGAUCUAACCAACGCAAAAGGUUAUUACUCGAGGCACAGAGUUUGUGGAAUGCACUCUAAAACACCCAAAGUCAUUGUUGGUGGUCUCGAACAGAGGUUUUGUCAACAGUGCAGCAGGUUUCAUCAGCUUCCUGAGUUUGACCUAGAGAAAAGGAGUUGUCGUAGGAGACUCGCUGGCCAUAAUGAGCGACGGAGGAAGCCACAGCCUGCGUCUCUCUCUGUGCUGUCUUCUCGUUACGGGAGGAUUGCACCAUCACUUUACGGGAACGCUGAUGCUGGAAUGAAUGGAAGCUUUCUUGGGAACCAAGACAUGGGAUGGACAAGUACAAGAACAUUGGAUACAAGAGUGAUUAGACGACCUGUGUCAGCACCGUCGUGGCAGAUCAAUCCGAUGAAUGUAUUUAGCCAAGGUUCAGUUGGUGGAGGAGGGACAAGUUUCUCAUCUCCAGAGAUUAUGGACACUAAACUAGAGAGCUACAAGGGAAUGGGCGACUCAAACUGUGCUCUCUCUCUUCUGUCAAAUCCACAUCAGCCACAGGCCAACAACAACAACAACAACAACAACACAUGGCGAGCUUCUUCAGGUUUUUGCCCGAUGACAGUUACAAUGGCUCAGCCACCACCUGCACCUAGCCAGCAUCAGUAUCUAAACCCGCCUUGGGUAUUCAAGGACGAUGACAAUGACAUGUCUCCUGUUUUGAAUCUAGGUCGGUUCACCGAGCCUGCAGAUAAUUGUCAGAUAAGCAAUGGCACGACGACAAUGGGUGAUCAGUUCGAGUUAUCUGAUCACCAUCAUCAAAGUAGGAGACAGUACAUAGAAGAUGAGAACACAAGGGCUUAUGACUCUUCUUCUCACCAUAAUAACUGGUCUCUCUGACAUGUCUUUGCAUCAGAGAAUCUUCUUACCAAUGUUACGAUCCUGCUCUAUCUUAAUCUUUUGCUCUUUUUUUUUAAUCCUGUUAUCAGCUUAUUAAUAAACCAGACAAUUGUUGCCCAAGAAUGGCUUUUUGAUUUUUAUGCUACUUGUUUUGUUU
Messenger RNA from Camelina sativa (false flax), 1644 nucleotides. Its product is annotated as squamosa promoter-binding-like protein 9. The record is from RefSeq and is a predicted model, not a curated record. Gene Ontology annotation, cellular component: nucleus. Gene Ontology annotation, molecular function: DNA binding. NCBI's taxonomy places the organism in Eukaryota, Viridiplantae, Streptophyta, Magnoliopsida, Brassicales, Brassicaceae.